AUGGCAAAGACCAGAGGAGGCCAUUCCGCCUCCCCGUCCUCACCGACACCUCGACCACAGCGAGCCGCCAUGGGAGCCGCACCUUCACCUCCCGUUCAGGCCCCGACCAUUCCCCCAUCUGAGGGGGAAGCUCCUUCUCAGCGCCGAUACCCCACCCGGAGGCCACCCGCAGACCCUGUGCCACCAGUCCAACAGGCCACGAGCCCUGUUUCUCGGUCCCCUGCGAAAAGGUCCAGGUUCUCGGAUCCUGGAGAGCCAUCCCACGCACCUCAGCCACAACCAGCUACAGAGGAACCUCGGAUUCCAGUCGACAUGCCUCCCGAGGCCGUUAUCAGGCGUCCCAUGAUAGCUGGACCGCCGAUUGAGGCCUACUUUGCACCUCAGGGAGCCCCAACUGUACAUGCACCUCCAGAGCUACCCCGAGUUGAGCAGAUACCUCAGGCCCAGCAGGAUGAGAUUCUCACAGAGACACCACCUCCUGCCCCAGCAGCACACCCCUCAGUGCACAUGCCCGAGGCUAUACAUUCUACCUCCCCUAUCACUCAGGGUGCUCCACCAACAGCGCCAGCUACCCCAGCACCUCCUCCUCCAUCUGAGCCCACUUCCAUUGACAAUGAGAAAGGAUCAUCAGAUGAGGGAGAUGUAGAGUCCAGAUAUGAGAUUAGGAACCGAUUGAAUUUCCGAUCCUUGGUGCAUAAUGAACCUACUACUGUUAAAUCGAAGUUCUCGCCUGCGAGCAAGUCGGAUAAAUCCAAUGACGUCGGAUUGUCUGUGAGUUAUAGUGUUGGAACCGACGAAAUAUCCAAUCUGAAAAUUGUUGCACAACAUCGAGAUUUAUCCGAAUUUGUUGCAUCACUUAAGGAUUACUUCGACAAGGCUUCAUCAGUUGGUGAAUGCGUUUCUGAGAUGCUUAAAACUGGUAGAUCUCAGAUCGAUCAAAGCUUUUGA
This is a messenger RNA of Vitis vinifera (wine grape), 948 nucleotides long. RefSeq names its product proline-rich receptor-like protein kinase PERK2. Lineage: Eukaryota; Viridiplantae; Streptophyta; Magnoliopsida; Vitales; Vitaceae. Bases 1 to 948 code for a protein of 315 amino acids. The transcript has 3 exons. The record is from RefSeq and is a predicted model, not a curated record.